Molecule: messenger RNA, 2307 nt
Organism: Morone saxatilis (striped sea-bass)
Lineage: Eukaryota; Metazoa; Chordata; Actinopteri; Moronidae
Product: calphotin-like
Source: RefSeq, a predicted model, not a curated record
GAGAGACCCGGGGCUCUAUAAAGAUCCAGUUUGUUCACUCUGCCUUUCUGCUCGCUUCAUUUCUGGGUUCUGACUUGUUUUCACCAGCACGCACCAAAAUGCCCAGCAAGAGGAAGAAGAACAAGCGUCGCAUGAGGAGGGUGCAGGCCCAGAGGAGAGCCCUCGAAGAGCAGCAUGCAUCCAACCCACCAGUCAAGGCAACCCCGGGGAUUGCAGUGAGUGCGCCCCCUGGAGCAACCCCAAAGAAAGCGACUAAAACUCCAGCACCAAAAAAGAUUCCAGCGGCCGUUCCCAUUGCUGUCCCCAUUGUGGAGACUCCAAAAGUAGAACUAAAACCAGUUGUGAAAGAACCUGUCGCAGUGCCUGUCCCAGUCCAAGUAGAGGCACCAGAACCAGAGCCUGUAGUGUUGGAACAGACACCAGCAGAAGUCAAGGUUGAAGUCCCAGCCCCAGUCACUGAAGAAGCACCAGUCAUUGAGUCUCCACCAGCGGAGUCCACUGUAGUUGAAGUUGAGAUAGUACAGGAGGCUGAAACGAUCAUUCCUGAAACAGAACCAGUACCUGAGUAACCACAGAGACUGAACAGAUGAGAGAUGAGGUGGUUGCAGAAACAGCAGUGGAAUCGGUGGAGAAGGCUGCAGAUGAGGUGGUUGCAGAAACAGCGGUGGAAUCAGUGGUGGAGGCUGUCACAGAGGUACCUGAGCCAGAACAGGUGACUGAACCCAUAGUCAGUCCUGCAUCCCCAGAAGAGGAUGACGCUGAAGUAGAAGUGUUGGCUGAAGAAGAGGCGACUGAAGUCCCAGCUGAGCCUGUUACAAUGACAGAGGAUGCUCCAGUCCAAUCUGUGGAAAUCCCAGAGGUGCCAGUCGCCGUCCCUGAGGCUCCGGUAGUAGAGAAUAGUAUAGAGGUCCCUGUAACUGAAGUCAAAGAGGCUCCUGCCACCCUGGAGACUGCUGACAACCUAGUCGAUGACUUUGUUGUCACAGAAUCUGCCUCUGCAGUGGAGGUUGCCAUUGCUGAGUCUGCUGCUGUCCAGCCGGAAAUUGUUGAAAUUAGUGACACCAUCAACAGCCAAUCAGAAUCUAUGGAUGUGACGCCCGCUGAGCCUGAGCCUGAGCCUGUCCCUGUCCCUGACUCUGUCCCUGUCCCUGUCCCUGACUCUGUACAGGAAAUUGUCGUUGACGCCACUGCUGAGCAGAAAUGUCUGGAUGUGCUGUCAGAAGAGCCUAAGUCAGAAAUCUGUGACAUGCCGUGUCAGAUGCAGCUUGCUGUGGAGUCUGUGGAGAUGUCAGUGGAAGCAUCGCUGAAUGGACACAUUGUUCCAGAGGUCUCCAUUGAGGGCUAGAUGCACAUCACACAGCUUGGAAGACCUUUUCUAUUCCCCUUUGGUCAUUUGGAGGACUCAAAGCUUUACAGGGAGUCAACCAGCUGGCAUUUUAAAUUUUUUAGGGCUUAUGUGAGAACCGCCAGGAAAUUGAAGGGACAUCCACACUUUGAAGUGCCUUUUCCGGCCGUUGUUCCUGUCAAAACACCAAACCAGAUGUCAACACGCCAAAACUGCUGCAUUCAAGGCAGCACAACAGACUGUUGUCAUACGUGUCCGGAAAUGGAAACAAACAUAUUGUGGCUCUUUUUUUUCGUGUUUCUCCCAUAAAGCACGUACAGUGAAUUUGCAUUAGCAGUGGAAGCGGAAGUGCUCAAGAGAUGGAGGUUCCUAAAACAAGAUAAAUGGCAGCGCCUGAUAUUUCUUGGCAUGUUCCCAUCUCUCCAGAACAUCUGCUUCCACGCUGCAUACACUCAGUGCAUGUGAAUUCUGUAGCAUCGAUGAAUGUUGCUAUAGUUUGUACUUGAGUCUAUGUUCAUAUGGGUGGGAGAAACAACUUCAUGUUCUUUUUUUUUUCACAUUUCAGAAUCAGAUUUUGCGCACCAGACCAUUUUUACUCUCAAAGAGACACGUCUGCAAACUUCCCCCAUCGCCUUAAUUUCUGUCCCCUUCUCUGUCCUCCAGUUCUCCUCUCUGCCUCAACUAUGUGUCAAUGCUAAGGUUAGUGUGAUGCUAAAACAUGGUUUUAGAUUUUAUGGCUGCUGGAGCCUGGAGUCUGAGGGGACGAACUGAGAGGUCAUUUUCCGUUUCUUUUUUUCUCACUUUCUCCUUUUUUAAAUUCAUUUUGUAUAGACCAUAUGAUGUGUUACAGUUUUGUGUUCAAAGCCUGUGCUCUGGAGGGAAAAUGUAAUGUGAUCUGUUCAUGUGGAUCUCUGUUGGGCUGAUUUGAUCCACCUUUGAAAUAAAGCUGUAUCUCAUCGUGA